GUUUAUUACAUGUUGACUUUCCCCUAGGAAGCUGCGCAAGCUUUGAUUUAUGCUGAAAUGGCAGGCUCAAACUUGGAAAAUAUUCAAGAGAAGAUAAAUGAAUACUUGGAGAGAGUUCAAGCUCUGUAUUCAGCAGUUCAGUCUCAGAACACUGAUCCUUUGAAGUCAAAACAGCAAUUGGACCUGGAGCGUGCCCAUUUCCUGGUUACACAGGCUUUUGAUGAAGAUGAUAAAGGCAAUGCAGAAGAAGCUAUAGAACUGUACACAGAAGCAGUGGAUCUCUGUUUGAAAACAGCUAAUGAAACUUCAGAUGCAGUCCUUCAAUCAAAACUCAGACAGCUGGCUCGAAAAGCACUGGAUAGAGCAGAGGCACUGAAAGAAUCUAAGUCAAAGUCAUCUCAGAAAGACAAACAAACUGCAGCUAAACCAAAUCAGCCAGUCAGAAUGUUCUUCCCAUUGGGUCCUGAUUUUUCCUUGAAUGAUAAACCACAGACAGUCAAAGCAGUGCAAGCCAGUGAAUCUCAUGGUCAGAGAUAUACUGCAGAAGAGAUUGAAGUGCUCAGAAAGACAUCAAAGAUAAAUGGCAUUGAGUAUGUCCCAUUCAUGAGCGUUGACCUGCGGGAGCGUUUUGCCUUUCCAGUGCCAUUUUCAGAUAAAUGUGGCAAGUUACCAUUGUCACCCAAACAAAAGGAAAUAUUUGCCAAGUGGGUGCGGCCAGAUGACCUAACAAAUAACCCUACAAUGAUUUAUACUGUGUCAAGUUUCAGCAUAAAGCAGACAAUAGUAUCGGAUUGUUCUUUCGUGGCAUCGCUAGCUAUCAGCGCAGCUUAUGAGAGACGAUUCAACAAAAAGUUGAUUACAAGCAUAAUUCAUCCUCAGAAUAAAAAAGGUGAACCAGAGUAUAAUCCAUGUGGAAAGUACAUGGUAAAACUUCAUAUCAAUGGUGUCCCUAGAAAAGUGAUAAUAGACGACCAGUUACCUGUAGAUCACAAAGGAGAGCUCCUCUGCUCUUAUUCCAACAAUAAAAGUGAAUUGUGGGUGUCUUUGAUAGAAAAAGCUUACAUGAAGGUCAUGGGUGGAUAUGAUUUUCCUGGAUCAAAUUCUAACAUUGACCUCCAUGCAUUGACUGGCUGGAUACCUGAAAGGAUUGCUAUGCACUCAGACAAUCAGUCUUUCAACAAAGAUAGUUCUUUCCGAAUGCUCUAUCAGAGAUUUCACAAAGGUGAUGUCCUUAUCACAACGGCAACUGGAGUGAUGUCUGAGGAGGAGGGAGAAAAACGGGGUUUAGUUCCAACCCAUGCAUAUGCUGUUUUGGAUAUUAGAGAACACAAGGGGCUUCGAUUCCUCCAAUUGAAAAAUCCUUGGAGUCAUUUACGUUGGAAAGGAAGAUACAGUGAAAAUGAUGUGAAAAAUUGGACCCCAGAACUACAAAAAUACUUAAACUUUGAUCCCCGAACAGCUCAAAAAAUAGACAAUGGGAUUUUCUGGAUUGCCUGGGAGGAUCUUUGCAAGUAUUAUGAUGUAAUUUAUUUGAGCUGGAACCCAAGUCUUUUUAAAGAAUCAACAUGUUUUCACAGUACUUGGGAUGCAAAACAAGGCCCAAUGAAAGAUGCUUACAGCCUGGCUAAUAAUCCACAGUACAAACUGGAAGUACAAUGUCCACAAGGUGGAGCUGCUGUCUGGGUUCUGCUUAGCAGACAUAUUACAGACAAGGAUGACUUUGCACAUAAUCGAGAAUUCAUCACAAUGGUUGUGUACAAGACUGAUGGGAAAAAAGUUUACUAUCCAACUGAUCCUGCACCAUAUAUUGAUGGGAUUCGGAUCAACAGUCCCCACUAUCUGACAAAGAUAGCACUGACGUCUCCAGGGUCCCAUACGUUUACACUGGUGGUAUCCCAGUAUGAGAAACAGAACACAAUCCACUAUACUCUCAGGGUAUAUUCAGUAUGCAAGUUUACCUUUUCCAAGAUCCCUACUCCAUACACCAUCUCCAAAAGGGUUAAUGGGCAGUGGAAAGGUCAUAGUGCUGGAGGCUGUGGAAAUUUCAGAGAUUCCUACAAAAACAACCCCAUUUACCAAUUUCAGCUGGAGAAGACUGGGCCAUUACUAAUUGAACUAAGAGGACCAAGGCAGUACAGUGUGGGAUUUGACCUAGUCACGGUAUCUACAGUAGGAGAUCCUGGUACAUCUGGCUUUCAGAAGAAAAGCAGUGGUGACUACAGAUGUGGAUUUUGCUACAUGGAAGUGGAGAUCAUACCUGCUGGAGUUUACAAUAUUAUUCCCAGCACCUUCCUGCCGCAGCAAGAAGGUCCUUUCUUCUUGGACUUUAAUAGCGUUAAUCUGCUUAAAAUAUCACAACUGCAAUGAGGUGGCAAAAGUUGUUUUUUCCUGAAAACGGGAAAAUAUCCCCUUCCCAAACCAUUGAUGUGAUAUGCAUAGAACUAAAAAUGUAAUAGCCCAGGGCUUGGGCUGUCAAUUACUACAUCAAGCUCACUGCAUUAGCCACUUUCAGAGUUUACUCAUGCUUUUUGCUGUGCAGCCAUUAAGGCAAGGGCAUGCUUCAGAAGUUGACUGAAAUGUAAAUCUUUAAUCUUUUAUUCAUGUUAAUGAAUGGCAGGCCUUAGUUUACUACAGUUUGACACCUUUAUUUCCUUGUUUUGAAGUCUGUCCUCCUCCACCACCACCUUCCCAGGUAGCUUAGUUCUAAUAAUCCUCACUUAACUUUUACAGUAAAUGCUUUGCAGAAGAAAAAAGUGUAAUGUUGGUUCAGAUCUAUCAGCAAUAAUUAAGUUAAAAGUCUGGGGCUGCUGAUCAAGAUGUUCAAAAGCAGUUAUUUCUACUACCCAGGGAUUUUUUGGAGUAAGAAAGCCAUGGUGUAAGCAGUAUGCAUUCCUGUAUCUGCUUCAGCCAAAAAAAA
Molecule: messenger RNA, 2917 nt
Organism: Pelodiscus sinensis (Chinese soft-shelled turtle)
Lineage: Eukaryota; Metazoa; Chordata; Testudines; Trionychidae
Source: RefSeq, a predicted model, not a curated record